Ostrinia nubilalis (European corn borer) is the source of this 5394-nucleotide messenger RNA. It is a transcript of the gene Anxb13, whose product is annotated as annexin B9-like. Bases 278 to 1720 code for a protein of 480 amino acids. Gene Ontology annotation, cellular component: cytoplasm. The record is from RefSeq and is a predicted model, not a curated record. The transcript is spliced from 9 exons. NCBI's taxonomy places the organism in Eukaryota, Metazoa, Arthropoda, Insecta, Lepidoptera, Crambidae. Gene Ontology annotation, molecular function: calcium-dependent phospholipid binding; calcium ion binding.
CAAGAGCUCAGUGCAAGAUUUUUUGCGAGUUUUUUUAUUGAGAAGAGGCACGACAAAACUAGAAGCAGUCAGUACAAUAGUCAACUUUAGUCAAGUUUCACGUCAUCAUUAACGGAGGCGGUCCAGGCGGAUUGUUUUACCCCGCUUAUCGUGAACCACCAACGAGACUGAGUCAUCAAGUUGUAUUCACUCACUCUUCGUCACUUAUUAAUUUCAUUUAAAAGCAAGCAGUCCGCAUCGAAACUUGUGUGUCAGUGUUUUGUGCUAAAUCUUCAAAAUGAAUCCGUACCAGCAAGGUCAGUCGGGAUACCCUCAACAGCAGUAUAUGCACAAUAUUGGAUUCGGCAACAGGGCCCCGCAGUCCUUUGGCAAUCCGAUGCCGAUGCCGGGACUUCCAACUAUGGGUUACCCGCCGGCACAGCCCGGUUAUACCGGCGCUUACCCUCAGGCGAGUCCUGGUUAUCCUCAACCGAAUUCAGGGUACCCACAGCCUUCUGGUUAUCCGCAACCUAGCCCCGGGUACCCAAAUCAACCUGGGCCAGGGUACCCGAGUCAAACUUACCCCCAUCAGGCUCAUUCUAACCCUGCUCAAAGUUACCCAACUCAAUCGUACCCAUCUGCUCAACCGGGGUAUCCACAAGCCAGUGCGGGCUAUCCACAAGCUAACCAAAGCUAUGGGCAGCAAAACCAGUAUCAAGGCUACCCGCAAAGCCAGCAGUGUGUUCAAAGUCAAGCUUACAGUGCCACUGCUUCUGUGCCUAGUACACCAAAGUCCAAACCCACCGUGGUCCCGGUGAACCCGUUCGACCCCCGCGAAGAUGCGGCGGUCCUCCGCAAGGCUAUGAAAGGCUUUGGGACUGAUGAAAAGGCCAUCAUUCAAGUCCUGACGAGACGCAGCAAUGAACAACGCCUGAGGAUCGCGUUCGAGUUCAAAACUCUUUAUGGAAAGGACUUAGUAUCAGACCUGAAGAGCGAAACCAGUGGGAAAUUCGAAGACCUGCUCGUGGCUCUGAUGACGCCACUUCCUCAGUUCUACGCUAAGGAACUCCACGAUGCCACAGCUGGGAUCGGAACCGACGAAGAUGUGCUCAUUGAGGUCAUGUGCACCAUGUCCAACCAUGAGAUCCAGGUCAUCAAGCAGGCGUAUACAGCUAUGUAUGGUACGUUCUUGGAGGACGACUUACGAGGCGACACUUCGGGCAACUUCAAGAGGCUGAUGACGUCACUAGUCGUGGGUAACAGAGCCGAAGAUUUCCACGUGGACCAAGAGAAGGCCAGGGAAGACGCCAGAAGCUUGCUUCAAGCUGGUGAACUCCGCCUAGGCACAGACGAGUCGGUGUUCAACGCGAUCCUGUGCUCUCGCUCCUUCCCUCAACUGGCGGCCAUUUUCCAAGAGUACCACUACCUCACCGGCCACGACAUCGAUGACGCCAUCAAGUCCGAGUUCUCGGGAGACAUCGAGAAGGCUCUGAGAGCUAUCGUGAAAGUGGUCCGCAACAAGCCGUUAUUCUUCGCGGAACGCCUGCACAAAUCCAUGAAGGGUCUUGGUACAAACGACCGUCAACUCAUCCGUAUUAUGGUGACGCGCUGCGAGCUGGAUCUUGGAGACAUCUCGGAUAUGUUCCAGAACAAGUACGGAGAGACGCUGCAGAGCUGGAUAGAGGGCGACUGCUCCGGUCACUACAAGAAGUGUUUGCUGGGUCUACUCGGAUUAUACUAAUUUGGAUCAAAAACAAAAACAACUCGCAUUUGGGGUAAACCCUGCCAUCUUUUUGUAUUUAUUUGCAAAUUUUUACAAGUAAUUUUGUUCUGUGUUGAAAUGAUUUCACAAUUUACCAUCUAAUCGAUUUAUUAUUGUGAAGUUUAUUCGCCAUGGUUAAAUUACUUGUUCAUAAGUAGAUGAUUAAGAGAUUUUGAAUAGGUACUAUUUUUGUCUGACAUUACAUACAUAAGUAUUCAUGGUGAUAGCAAACACAUAGACAUUGGUUCCAUGCUUAUGCUCUUUUAAAGCCGUCCGCUUGAUCUGAUGUCAAAGUCUCAAUAUAAAUUAGAAAUUUAUCGAUUAUUGAUUAAUAUAUUGAUUUUUAUAACUAUUUAUAGAGAAGUUAAACUUCUGUUCCAAGAAAAUUAUACUUGUUUCAAUCGAAUAUUUACUGAGUAAACUUAUUUCGUAAGUGCUCAAAAAUCUCAUUACAUGUAUUUUAAAUACUUUUUAAGAUGUUUAGUUUACUAUAAGUUUUUAAUUGAUAGAAAUUAGGUUUGAUUGAAAAAUGAUUGCAUAAUAUUCUACAAAUUAGUGUCCCAUAAAUUCGUGGACAGCAAAAGCCACUAUUUAAAAUGACAACUCGAUUUUAAAGCAAUCACAAAACGAAAUAUUGGAAAAAAAUUUCAUCAUGAAUCAUUUAAUAAAAAUAAUGUCUUCUCUAUUACUCGAAUAGAAAAAACAAACGUACAGUCGUAAAGAAUAUUCUCUGACUGUAUAUGACUGGAUGAUGAAUGUAAUUUUACUUCAUUAUUAUGUUUCUCUGCUAGAUAUACAAGAGAAUCCUUCUGUUCUCAAACCGUUUUUUAUUACUCUAUCUUACUUCACAAUGUUAGAGAAAGUAUCUAGAAAUAAAUCGAACACUUGCUUAAAGUGCCUUCUAUGUACAAAAACUGACUGAAAAAAGUUACUACUAUUAGUCUUGUGUGAUUAAAAAAACAUUAUUUCACGCAUUAUACUUUAAUUACAUAGAUCUGACAAAAAAAGUCUACUGAGAAGAAAAUAAAAAUGAAAAAAGUAUAAAAACGAAGUGAUUUAAAUAAAAUCUUUUUGUGUAUUAAAGUAAUUUUGUUUCUCAAUUCAUUGCAUUUACGGGCUAACAGUUUGUUGUAUUUUUAAUCAGUUAUCUGUUUUUAUAAUACUCACACUAGAGAUGGGUUAUACUAGGUAAAUUUGAUACUAGGUGCACCUAUUCCAAGUAUUUAUUAAUACGUGAUCCAAAUACCUGUUCCACUUAGUACGUAGUAAUUUACCAUACUUGACGCGACUAGUGCGGAGUGCGGACUAAUCCACGUAUUAUGACUUUAAAAUACAAUUUUCUUUGAAAAGAUACAACCGUAGUAUUAAUAAUGCAAUUUGAAAUUGAAUAACUUGUAGAAUAGAAUGUUUCUUCUAUAAAAAAUAAACACUUCAAAAAUCGGACGUGUGACGGCUCAUGUCAAACUGAGAGUGUUCCAUUUCAACAUUUUUUCACAUCGCUCACAAAACGCUUACAGAUUAAAGAAAUAUCACAGAUAUCGCUAAAUUUAUCAACGUUGAUGUCAAAAAUAGCAAAUCUCCAUACAUGUAAAGGAACACGCCUAAAUUGACAAAGAAACACAGACAAAAAAUCUUGGUGACAAAACUCCCCAUGGGUCAUCUACUACCAAAAAUUUCUGGGAACUUUUGUCACCACCGGUAUUUUAGCGGGUAACUUCUCAGAAACAGGAGUUAAAUUCUAUCUAAUCAACACUCGAAAACUAUUCCAAUUUAAUCUAAUUAUCAAAUUACUAUUUCAAUACAAAUUAUGCAAUUAUCACGGACGCGUGACAACAAACCAAAACAAACCUGUCGGAAGAAUAAAAACUGGUUUUUUACCGGCUAGUCAACAAGGAGUGAGCUGGAUGAGAGAGAACAAAAAUUAAAAUAUUCAAAACCUUACCUGUGUACAAAUAGAGUUUAAAUUACGUAAUACAUCAAACACCUAUUCCUAUCUCACACCUGCCUGCGCUCAAAUUUGUUUGUCAGACAGAGACGGAGUGAAUCUCUACGUUCGCACAUAAGCUUAGCGAGAAAUACGCGGUGCACGUAAUACACGACUACGGAUUAUGCAAUAAUAACCUCUAUUACUUUGAUGGUAGGGUCGGAAAUCGUGUAAUUUAAAAAAUACUUAGCGAGAAAUACGCGGUGCGUGUAAUACACGACUACGUAUUAUGCAAUAAUAACCUCUAUUACUUUGAUGGUAGGGUCGGAAAUCGUGUAAUUUAAAAAAUACUAGGUGGAUCAAGUAUUUUAAAAAUUGGAAUAGGUGCCACUUAGUACUGUAAAAUACCUAGUGUGUGGAUCUGUUCUAGUAAAUACGUCUCAUCUCUAACUCACACCUUCUUAUUCAUAAAGAAAGACACUGGCAAUUCUCGUUUAUAUCAACGUUUAGAAAUAUUGACAAAGUUAUAAAUAAUAAUAUUUUUAAAAAUAAAUAUUGACAAAGGUUUAAAAAAAAGACCAAACAUAUUUGACAUCUAAUUAAUUUUUUUUAUGAAUAAGAAGCUUAAACCAUUAAUUCCAGUGUUGUAAUGUUAACAUUUUAUUAUAGUUUGGUUUAACUUUAAAUCAGAAUUUAUCGCUAGAAUAAUCAGAACUUCCCACCAAAGUCCCAAUUUAAGAAUAAAAAUCUUUUAAGUAUGUAUGUUACACGUGUUCUUCUUACUGUAAUGAUUGAAGGCAAGCCAAUAACUUUUCUUAUACUAAAAUGUUUAUGAAAUAAAAUUUAUUACAAAUAAACUUGAAAUGAGACUUAAUGUCACGUUGCCUUAUUUAUCUGCCUCAUAUUCAAUAAUGUUAAAACAUUAAAAAAUAAUACAUUACAUUAACUUACUUUGUUUACAACGGGCACCAAAAUAAAACUUGUUUAGAAUUGCCCAUUGUAUAAUCCAAUUGUAAUUGGAGACGUAUUUUUGAAGCAUUAGAAAUUAAAUUCGUUUGCAAAAUUGUACUCAUACCUACAAAUCAUUAUAACUUUCUGAACAUUAUAAGAUCAUUGUAUAAUUUGUCUAAAAAAACUGAUUCUAUCGGUUGGCCUAGAUUGUAAUAUACAAAAAUACUAAACGAAUUUGAAUUAUAUGGCUUGAACAAUACGCCUUUCUUUAUAGUAUUGUACUGAUUUAAGUUAGGGUGCUAAAAAUGCCUAUAUUUGUGUCAAUCGAAUUUUAGAUGUUACUGAACUAAAAAGUACAUAAAUUCUUAUGAAUCUGAACGUUCAGUAUAAGCCAAGUACAUACGAUAUAAAAUUAUAAACAUAUUAUUAUAUUCUCUAAAUAGUUCCUUUCUCUUGAAAGAACAUCGCUUUUUUACAUUUGUAAGAACUGCUUUGAUAUAAUUUUCUUUUAAUGAUAAUAUUUUCUAUAAAACAGCUGUUUAAUGUCUUUGUUGUAGCAAAAAUAAUAUUUUAAAAUAGCGUAAGAAUUUUGCAAUUAUUGUGUAAGUUAUGCCACAUUUUCUAUCUGGAAAAACCACAUUUUACUUUUUCUGUCUUUUAAGCAGUUAAUUUUCUUAUGUGGUCAAUAUUGCAGAUGUUAAAGUAUGAAUUUUACACUUACAUUAUAUUUUUAUCGAUGUUCUUACUUGGUGUAAUAAAUUAUGAUUAUUAUAAAUUA